Homarus americanus (American lobster) is the source of this 767-nucleotide messenger RNA. It is a transcript of the gene SmD2, whose product is annotated as probable small nuclear ribonucleoprotein Sm D2. Gene Ontology annotation, molecular function: RNA binding. Gene Ontology annotation, cellular component: precatalytic spliceosome; U4/U6 x U5 tri-snRNP complex; catalytic step 2 spliceosome. The transcript has 4 exons. Gene Ontology annotation, biological process: spliceosomal snRNP assembly; RNA splicing. The coding region runs from base 128 to 493 and encodes 121 amino acids. The record is from RefSeq and is a predicted model, not a curated record. NCBI's taxonomy places the organism in Eukaryota, Metazoa, Arthropoda, Malacostraca, Decapoda, Nephropidae.
CAAAUGAAGACAUCGGAACGCAGCGAGCACAGAGGUAGGUGGCAGCAGCGUCGUCAACGAUUGCCUCCAAUAUCAUCUUCAAAUUUUUGACUGGGUGGAAUAAUCCCCAAAUAUCUCCAUAAUCACAAUGACUACUGUUACUCAGAAACGCCGAAGUGAUCUCAACCCUGAGGAGUUGGCUGCCCUCGAGAAAGAGGAAUUUGCCACAGGACCGCUGCGAAUUUUAAACGAGUCUGUCCAAAAUAACACCCAGGUUCUCAUCAACUGCAGAAACAACAAAAAGCUGUUGGGUCGAGUGAAAGCAUUUGACCGGCAUUUUAAUAUGGUAUUAGAACAAGUGACAGAGAUCUGGAUGGAGCAGCCUAAGACAGCUAAGGGUCAAAAGAAAGCAAAACCAGUUAAUCGUGAAAGGUAUAUUCAAAAGAUGUUUCUGCGAGGAGAUUCCGUGAUCAUUGUGGUGAAGAACCCCCUUGGUAGUCAGCAGAGUGCUUAAGUUAAAUUUGUGAGUUACGUAUAUGUAUGAGAAUUUUUAUAAGUCAGCGAUGAAGAGCUUUUAUAAUGUCAUGUAUAAACAUUUAUGUCACUUAUGAGUAGUAUGUGCUGUAUUUAGGAGUGUCAGGUCUUAUGAGGGAAUAAGAUCAUUAAUCAGUUUUAUUUGUUUCUUAUACAGUACAGUAAUCAUUUUCUAGUUUCCCUUGAUCAAAAUUUUCUCAAAUUUCCUUAAUCAAGUUAUUACUAAGUUUUAUAAUAAAAGAAAAAAAAUGUAA